Molecule: messenger RNA, 1071 nt
Organism: Macrosiphum euphorbiae (potato aphid)
Lineage: Eukaryota; Metazoa; Arthropoda; Insecta; Hemiptera; Aphididae
Source: the annotation of a GenBank genome assembly
AUGUGCUUAGAGCUUGUUGCAGAAUUCGACCCAUUUUUAGCUAGUCAUAUAAAAAAGUAUGGAAAUAAAGGAAAAGGAAGUACGUCAUACUUGUCACUUAAUACUUUUGAAGAGUUUGUUAACCUUAUGGGACAAAAAUUACGUGAAACAAUAAUUAAAGAAAUUAAAAAAGCUAAAUAUUUCUCAAUUGUUGUGGAUUCGACACCAGACGUAUCUCAUACAGAUCAACUUUCCUUUAUUUUUCGAUAUGUUAUUCACAACGGUGAACCAGUAGAGCGAUUUUUACAUUUUCUUCCGAAUACUGGACAUAAAUCUGAAGACUUAGCUAAAGUAGUAUUUAACGUUCUUGAAUCGAAUAAUUUGGAUAUUCAAAAUUGCCGAGGCCAGUCUUAUGACAACGCGUCCAAUAUGUCUGGGAAAUAUACAGGCCUUCAAGCUCGAAUGAAACAAGUUUGCCCUCAUGCUGUAUAUGUUCCAUGUUCAGCACAUUCUUUAAACUUGGUUGGAGAAUGUGCUGCUAAUUGUUGUUUUUUGGCUGAAGACUUUUUUAAUUUAAUUCAAAAUCUAUAUGUGUUUUUUUCUUCAUCUACAUAUCGAUGGCAAAUUUUAUCAAAGCAGUUACAGGGCAAUGUAACUAUAAAAAUGCUAUCGGGUACACGUUGGUCAGCACGUCAUGAUGCAUGUUUUAGCCUUUCUUAUAACUGGAAAGAAAUAAUCAAAGCACUAGAAGAAUUUGAAAAUGAUAAAUUGGAAAAACCACAAACAAGAUGCAAAGCCAGGGGUUUGUUAAGAAAACUACAAAGUCUGGAAAUGGGAAUAAUGGUCUCCGUUUGGAGCGAUGUACUUGAACGAUUUAAUGUAACUAGUAAGAAACUUCAAGAAGUAAAAAUUGAUUUGAAAACUGUUUUAUCGUUAUAUAACUCCUUAAUCAAGUACUCAGAAGAAUUAAGAAAUAAUUUUGAUUUGUAUGAGAAAAAAGGAUUUGAAAAAUGUGGAAUUAAAGAGUAUAAAGACAUAUCGAGUAGAAAAAAAAAAAAGAAAAUUGGCUUUUGGAGAAACUCGAGACGCUGA